Prorocentrum cordatum is the source of this 6078-nucleotide messenger RNA. The record is from the annotation of a GenBank genome assembly. Lineage: Eukaryota; Dinophyceae; Prorocentrales; Prorocentraceae.
AUGGCCGCAGUCAAGCUCAUGAUGGCCGAGGGUGGCAUCCGAUGUCUCCGGGCUCCAGACGAUGAUGGCACUGCGCCGCCAACGACCGACAUGGCCAAGGUCGUUGCCCACCUCAGGUUGGACCCACUAGCCACUAUAUUCCAGGACGCACGCAAGGGAAAGCUGGCGGUGCGUUUUAUCGCCGCAAGUCUGCAGCCUCUACGUCGUUGCCAUGGUCAUCUCGGUACAAUCGAUCUCGCUGCGGAUUUCGGCCUCGACGCCAUGGCUAUCCAGGACGCUACCCUGGCCGUGAUCAAGCGGUUCUGCGCCUGCAGGUGGGGCGCGCCAGGCGCCCCCGCCGCUGCAGCGAUGGCGCCCGACCCUGUCCUGCUGCAGCGGGUCCAGAAGUCAGUGGAGGUUUUCGUCAGCGACGCGGCCGCCGACGAGAUCCGCGCGGGGAUGAUGCUAGCAGGGCAGACCGUCCGCGGGGAGGUGGCCAAGGUGCUACCGUGCCUCCGCGUAGUCCUUCACGAGAAGUCUCCAACAAAGCUGAUUCAGUACUCGGAGCAAUUCAGCGCGUGGUUCCAGAAGAAUAUUUCCGCCAUCGAGCCGCACCUCAGGGCCGUGGCGAAGCCGAGCAAUGCCGUGAAAGAUUUGCGGUAUGCUGGUCACCGUUUCGAAAGCGGCCAGCUGCCCUUGGCAAGAAGCGUGUUGUACUUUCCAGCUGUCAUUGCCACCUUGGUCCAAGUGGAAAAGACACGUCCGAACUCAAGUGCAGAAGCUAAGGCUGUCACCAACUUCAUGAAUGAACUGGACUCGGAGAAGGCAUUACAACUUGCAAUGCUUGCGGACGCGGGGGGGGAACACUAUCAGUUGAUGAGGCUCCUGGACUACGAGGGGUUCCCGGCCGACGACCUGUCCUUCAACUUGAGCGCCUUCGUCGACCGCGUGAGUACGCUCUUUGGGGCCGGCGGCCACCCGGCCAUGGCCGUGCAGACCGACUACACUUUCACUGGGCACAUGCUGAAGCUGCUGAAGCACCCCAUCAAACUGCCUGGCAAUGGCGUACAUGUACUUGGCUGUCCAAACGGCGUGGCCCCAGCGGUGCAAGAACGAUGCCUCAAACGGAUGAUCAAUUGGGUCGCGAGUGUCGUGGAUACGCUCAAGGCAGAGUUCCCCAGCUUCGAGACGAUUCAGGCUUGGGGCGUCUUCAACGUCGUGCAGCACGACAGGGAUAUGGGCGCGCACACCGAGGGCUCGGCGAACGUGCAGCGCCACAAGCAGAUGGAGCGCUUGAUCGAGGCCUUCGGGAUCGAGGCGACGGCAGACGAACUGGUGGGGCAGAUGGAGUCUGUGCGCCAUUUGGUGACGCGCGUGGCCGCGGAGCAGUCGCUGUCAUCGCGGGAUGCUUGGAUGCACGCUGCGGAGAUGGCCACGGCGAACAAACGCGGUGGCGUCCUCGAUACUUCGCUUUCUCCUCCAUCAAAGCUCAUGCAGGUGAUCGUUCGCUACUGGGCAGCGGGCGGGUCGACGAGCGGGGUUGAGCAGUCCUUCGGGAAGGGCUACAACCACCGCGUAGCAUCCCUGGGCAAUGACGCCUGCUGCGACCGCAUGGAGAUCGUCGAACUCGAGAAGAGCGACCUACCUCAAGUGCUGCAGAUGGCCACGGACAUCUGGAGCGACAUCUUCGGGCGGCCCCGAGCGUCCGGCAGUGGAAACAGGCAGCUGCGAAGCGACGCUGGCGGGCGACAUUUGCAGGCCCGACACGAGGGUUGCGAGGGCGGCUGGCGGCAAAACAAGAAGCGUCAGCUCGACGCUGCGGCGAGCCCGGGCAUGCUGAAGUCCGUCCACGCCGUGGAUCCAGGUGCGAUGCUGCAGCCUGAGACGUGGACAGAUGAGCAAUCCAAGGAGAUGGUUUUCGUCCACGCCAAGAAGUGUCAACGACUUUCCGAGGAGGCCUGGGCAGGCAGACUCGGAGCUCUAGAGAACGCCUCGGUGGGUGAGCUUCAGAAGGUGGUUGCGUUGAUGGAGAAAAAGGUCACCAACGACAAGCAAUACAUCGGGCGCGCCUUAAAACGGCGUCGCGCGGCGGCUGGACCGCCCGACAUCACGAUUGCAGAUAGCAACAUCUAUGUCGCUCCUGACGCGCCGGUGACAGCGGCAGUCGUCGCAGCCAAGGCCCGCGAGGCCAACUUCACUCGGACCACCGCUUCGGAGGCAUCCAUAUUCGUGGUCAAGGAGGUUCAGCAGCCUGCGAAGUCAGUGCUCUGGAAUGCUGCGUUGAUCGGUGGCGCGGUCUGCACGUGGGAGCGCGUGGUGGCGGGCGCCGGUCCAGUAGUGGUGUGCAGAGCAGCGCUGUCCUCGCAUAGGAUUGUCUACAUGUCCGACGCCUUCUUAGCGGAGUGCCCCCGGCUCGCCGCUCUGAUAGUCGAUCGCGCGGGUAGCCGCGCUGUGAGCAAGUGGAAGUUCACCAGCGACCUGGUGCAUAUCACGGCCAGGGCGGCCAAGACGCCCACAAUUGCCAUAGCCCUUUUAGGCUCGGCUGAAUCAGGCGCUGAGGUGUGCCCAGGCGUCAGGGAGGCAUUCGACGCUGCCGCGAUGCUCGAUUUCAUUUCACGCCGUGAUGAGGCGAAGCGGGUGGCGACCGCGAAGGCGAAGCCGAAGGCUAAGCCAUCCGCCAAGGCCGCGGCGGCCCGUUUCAUGGCGCUGAAGCCGCUGCUGCCGGGGCCGCCGCCGACUGGGCCCAUCGGCUACGCCAGCGACUGUAGUGGCCUCGACGCUGGCGCUUUUGCCCUUCGGCACAUCACCCCCUUCAAGCGCCACUUCGCCUCCGAGGUGGAUCCAGUGUACAUGCGAAUCUUGAUGGCUACCCAGCCGCGCGUCAACACAGUCUUCGACGAUGUGGUUGCACGCGACCCUCAACAACUGGAGAUGUUCGUGGGCAGAGUCACUAUCUAUACUGCUGGCUUCCCAUGCCCGACAUAUUCCAAGCAGGGCAACCGCCAGGGCGUGGAUGACCCCUCUGGCGCAGGGCUCGUGGUCUUCUACGUGGCGCUCACCUUUGGCAAGCUGGUCCCAGACAUCUUCGCCCUCGAGAAUGUCCCCGAGUUCGCGACCGACAAGAAGUUCAAGAAGCAGUUCGAUGUGACCAUGCGCAUCCUCUACGAGUGCGCGGACGGCAUCUACAAUAUUCACUGGCACAUCUUGAACUCCAGGGACUUUGGCGUGCCCGCCGCAAGGCGGCGCCUCUACAUCGUGGGGAUUCGUCGGGAUCGGCAGCGCGCUGAGUGGAGUUGGCCAACUGGUAGCCAGACGGUGUCCCUCACUUCCAUCCUUGACCAGGACUCGCCCACGGAGAGGCAGAAACAUGCAUCCUUGUUGGAGUUGAAGCCUUACCAGUUGCGCAAUCUAGUCGCUGGGCCCAUCCUUCGGCAUUUCCGUUACCUCGACGAGAUGCCGACGAUCACCAAGAAGCGCGCCAGGGAGCUCCAGUGGUUCACCACGAACCGCGGCGGCUUGAUCCGCGAGCACGAGCUGAUGAAGUGCCAGGGCUUUGACCCGCAUGCAAUCGUCGUGCCGCCCGAUGUCAAUCGCUCGCGGCUCCGCGAGAUGAUCGGCAAUGCUUACACGGUCACCGUGAUGAGGGACCUUUUCAGGAAAUCCCUACGUGGCGAGCAUCCUUUCUUCUGGCUCAACUUGCGUUACGAGUCGCAGCCGAACGUGCCGAAGCACUGGAACCGCAUCGAGAACCUUCGCAGCCACUUCUGGCAGACGCCUAAAAGCUACCCAGACACUAUCACCGUCGCUCACACGCGGGGCGACGAGCUGCCGCACCUUCGGCAUGGUCAACUCCAGGCGGUCUGCAUGCCUGAGAUGCGGGACGCCCUGCGCGUGGCCAUAAGCAUGGCCGCCGAGGCAACUGACAAUCUCGACGCCAUGCGUGAAUGGCGCGAGAUGCUGCAGUCAAUCCCCGUCCGCUUCAUGGUGGUGGACCCGGGGCACUCCCUCAACGUCACCUUCCAGAUCUUGGUGCAGGGGCGGGAGGACCUGGCGGUUAAGCAUGAGAACAUGCGCACGUCCAACCUCCUCCGCUCGUACGAGAUCAUCGACUUGAAGAAGCAGUUGGAGGAAGGUGGACAGAAGCAAAACAAAAAAUCAUUGGCGGAUUACUACGGCAAGCUCACCAUGGCCAAGUCCUCGGAGAAUGUGACGCCUACGUUCGUCGAGAAUUGUUUUACACUUCACAACCAAGUGCUGAUCGUGAAAGACGGGAGCGGCAUCUGCUUCCGCUUCGAUCAGCUGGGCAACGAUAACCCCAUGGACAGCGUGCUGAAGUACAAGGAGGUCGGCAGCCAAUGCGACAAGAAGAGUACGCUCAUGAUUAGGGCCUACGAGAUGCUGUGGGACCACUGGCAUUGCACUGACGGCAAGGAGGCGAUCCCACUGCGUUUGCUCGAGGGCAAGGUCCAGGGCUGGGGCAGCAAGUCCAUCAUCGAUCUCUUCGUCUUCAAGCGUGCGCUGCGCGACUCCCUGUGGAGGCGCCUUGAACAAUUUAACUGGGAUACCGAUGUGAAGACCGCCUUCAAACAGUUCACCGAGUCGGUCGUGACAUGCAGGAAGAGGUUCGGUGUCAUUCAGAAGCCCAAGAGGGAUCUCGACGGGGUGGCCACGGACCGCACCCUGCCCCACUCCUGGCCGCCCAGCGCCGGCCAACUGCUCCUCAUGGUGGGAACCCUUGUCUACGGCUACGAGUACGACGUGGCGAUGAUCAAGACCAUGGCCAAUAAGAGGACCUGCGAUGACUUCCUGGAGACCGCGGACGUUUCCCACAUGAUGUCAGAGCUGAUGAAGACGUACGAUGAUGAGAAGAAGGCUGCCCGCAUCGUCGACGACGCCGAAGCCGAUCCAACUGCAGCCGAGGAGGAGCAGGCGGCGCAGAACCUCAAGUUGGCCUUCAUCGCGAACCAGUCGCAGGUAGAGACCUUGAUAUGCGAUGCCGACAACGGCGUGGUCACCAUGGAGAGCGCCGACGUCGCCAAGGCCAAGUCGCACGCCCAACUGGCAGAGCGUCGGAUGCGGUCCAACGUGAAGCUCGUGGCCGCCACGUCCCAAGAAGAGAUUGCGCAGUCGAUCAAGGCGUCCGAGGCGGGCCAGGCCAUGGGCAAGGGCAAGUCUUACGUCGCCAUCGUGAUCGACGCCAAGACUUUGUGCGAGAGCCAGGACUGGGAGGAUAAGAUUGUCAAAGCUCUGAGCCCCAUGAAGCUCGAUGUGACCAAGCGUUAUGCGAUGUUCUCCCAGGAGUCGCUCGAGAAGCGUCUCAAUCGGAUGCACGGCAACCACACGCUGGAGCAGAUGGAGACGGUCCUCCUGCUGUCGUCGGAGAUGCCCAUCUUCAAGAUCGGGCCGCGCAAGCUGAGCCCGAAGGCGACCACGCGGGGCUACGUCAUCGGCCCUCUGGAUGUGGCAGACUGGAGCGACAAGGACGCCACGUGGACAGUGCCCUGGUCUGACAAGAAAGCGAUGUACAGCACUGAGAACCUGCCGCUGCCGGGUGGGAAUUGCGGCGUCGAGCACAAGAAGGACAAGGCCACGAAGGCGUCCGACCUCGUGCCCGCCUUCUGGCACGAAGGGCCUCCAGCUCUGGCCACGGAGGUGGCCCACCUGCCCCAGGCCACAUCGAUCAUCGAUCUCACCCCGGGCUCAGGACAUUGGGCAAUGUACGCAGUGCGCAAGCAGAUACCUUACCUUGGCGUGUGCUUCACUGACGCCCACGUCGAGUUGCUCUAUUCCAAGCUGCGCAGCAGGAUCCUCUCGGCGGCCAUGGACGCGAACGACCUCGACCUCUACGACGUGAACCUCUCGCCCCUAGUGACGUACACUCGGAAGGACGCUACGACGCCCACCAAGGACUCCAGCGGAUCUCAAUCUGCUAGCUGCGUCACUCCGGUGGCUGGUGGGAGCGCCCCCAUCGGCGGCAGCACUCCGGCGGCGGCUGUUGUCAAGGGCGCGGCGGACCGGCAGUCCUUGCUCGAUCGGAUCAACGCGAUGAAGCAGCAGUCCACUGCUGCGGCUGGCCAGGACAUCGAUGAUGAGGAGUGA